UGCAAAUUACCCAACACUGGUUGGCUGCAAAUCUUGCGAAAUUUUUUGUUUAUUUUUUGUUUGCCGCCACCUCCAAUGUUUUUUCGCUGAAACUCCACCAACAGAACAGAUGAGACGAUGAAAAACCUGGGUGCCGGCAAUCCGGACGAGCUGAACAAGUCAUCGCACAGCAAGGUCAGCAAGAAGUCCACCAAAUCGCGCUCCAAGACCGCAAAAUUGGAGUUGGGCAGCAGCAAGAGCUCCUCCUCGGCAUCUCUUGCCUCUGCCGCCGCCGGUGCAGUCGCCGUUUCUGGCUCUGCCCUGGGUCUGGGCGUGGGCGCUGGCGUGGGCUUGGCAGUGGGCAAUUUGCCGGCCACGCCCACGCAUUUGAAUAUGGUAACAACGCCCACGACACCCACCUCGAGUCUGGUGAACUACAACCUGUUCGAUGCCUCGUUUUCGGUGGCAGGCGGCGGGCACGGAGCAGCGGGAAUAGCUGCCGGCGAGGCCUCAGGAAACGCCAGUCGAAUGGGUCAUCACAAGAGCUACGCUGGCUUCGAUCCGCGCAGCAUCAAGAUCUUCUGGGAGCAGCAUGACCAGACGGAUGUGGAACUGUCGCAGGAUGUAUGCGCCCGCCUGGCGGAAGAUGCCUCCUACAAGGUCUGGGAACUGAUCAACAAUGUAAAGAUCUACUCGCGGCACUCGGGCGGCGUGGUCACCUACGACCUGGUGAACGAGGUGCUCAAGGAUGCCAAUGUGCCGCCCAUGCUGGGCGCCAUGGACAGUGAGUGGGACCGCAUUGACUACGAUGGCAGCUACUACUUCCAUUCGGACAAGAUCUUCGAGCUGCGCGAGGAGUUCCAAAAGGAGAUCAGCCUGGCCAUGGCCGACGAUGUUGAUUUCCAUAGCAUCCGGCCCGUGGAGGACAGGCACGCGGAACAGCUGAAGCAGUGCGUCCAGAAUCUGGUGACGGCCGCCCUCUUUGCGGACAGCAAGUCUCAGAACGAGGCCGUGGCCCACGCCUACCAGACGCCCCUCAUGGGUUCCGUCUACCGCGUCCUGGUCAGCAAAAUGGUGCAGCUGCUGGCCUUCAAGCAGCAGGACGUACUGAGUCGGCGCUGCUGGCGGCUGCUCCGGGCCUGCAACUACAAUGCGCAUGCCAACCACAGUGCCUGUAGGCCGGAGUACUUCCACCUGGCGGAGGUGCUCGUCAGCCAGCUGAUGGCUCCCUACGAGACCAUCAAGGCGCCGCUGGAAGCUCCUCCUCCAGAGGCAGCGGCGGCGGCGGCGGAUCUCGGCCAGGCUCCGGUCAAGAUGGAGCUGGAGGAGGAGCAGCAGCAGCUCAAGCUAGAGUCGGACCAGGAGCCCCUGGAGUUCCCUGCCGAGGAGCACACUAUUUACAGCUUGCAGACGGAGGAUGAGGGCCUCACCCCCGAGCCGGAGGAGCCGCAACAGCUCUCCAGCUACUUUGCCAGUCCCGUGAGCAAUGCCCUGGUGGAUGAGCUCUGCGAAACCAUUGGCCAGCUGGCCUCCCAGAGUGGCUACCUGCAGGCAGAGUGCCUGUUCCUAAUCAUGCGUCGCCUGGCCAGAUUCUUCGAGGGUCGCGAUGUCUGCAGCGAGAGAGACUUUAAGUACAUCAGCAGAGCGGUGAGAGGACUCAUUGCCCUGGGCGAGUACGCCUUCCGUGAGUUUAUACCCUACAUCUACAAGCUACGCGUGGCGGAGAUCCCGGAGAGCCUGUGGAGGGACUUGGCUCCGGCUGCCAUUUUCCUGGGCGGACGGGAUGACAUCUACCUGUACGAGUGGCUGGAGCACGGAUGUGGAGCCGCCGCCCUCCAGCCCUUUCUGGUGCAUUAUGCGCGAGCCUACGAGAAGAUGGUAACCCGGCGUUAUGUGGGCUCAAAGGCCCCCGCUUACAGAAUCGAAUCCGUGCCCGGUGUGCGUCGCCUGGAAUGGAGCACCUUGGCGGCCGCCAUGUGCCAUGGUGAUGAUCCCAGCAAGGCCCUCAAGCCGAAGCCUACCCUUCGGGAGGCCUUCCCCGAGCUCCAGCCGCCGAAUUUGCAGCUCAACUGCGCUGGCAACAUACGUUUCAAGUUCGCCGGCUGCCGACCGAUGCUGCUCAAGCCCAAGGCCCAGGUUACGGCUGUUUCCCUGGACUCUCCUGCGUCGGCGGCAAAUGGUGGAAGUGUUGCUGCGGUGGCUGGCGGCAGUUCCUCCGACAUUCUCAUUGCCAAGCGAAAGCUAUUCAAGCCGCUGACAAAUGUGAGAAGAUGGCCGCCAACCAGUGGCUAUCACUAUCUGAGGAUCUGAUUGAUGGGAGGAAGGAGGAAGCCGGAGGGGAUCUCAAUAAAAGCAAAAACUCUAGACUUUCACUGUA
Molecule: messenger RNA, 2356 nt
Organism: Drosophila kikkawai
Lineage: Eukaryota; Metazoa; Arthropoda; Insecta; Diptera; Drosophilidae
Gene: Saf6
Product: SAGA factor-like TAF6
Biological process (GO): RNA polymerase II preinitiation complex assembly; transcription initiation at RNA polymerase II promoter
Cellular component (GO): transcription factor TFIID complex; SAGA complex; SLIK (SAGA-like) complex
Molecular function (GO): RNA polymerase II general transcription initiation factor activity; transcription coactivator activity
Source: RefSeq, a predicted model, not a curated record